Messenger RNA from Phalaenopsis equestris, 2747 nucleotides. Its product is annotated as probable lipoxygenase 8, chloroplastic. The transcript is spliced from 9 exons. NCBI's taxonomy places the organism in Eukaryota, Viridiplantae, Streptophyta, Magnoliopsida, Asparagales, Orchidaceae. Gene Ontology annotation, biological process: lipid oxidation. The coding region runs from base 87 to 2591 and encodes 834 amino acids. Gene Ontology annotation, molecular function: oxidoreductase activity, acting on single donors with incorporation of molecular oxygen, incorporation of two atoms of oxygen; metal ion binding; protein binding. The record is from RefSeq and is a predicted model, not a curated record.
UGACUUCUCUCAUCAUAAAAAAGAGGAAAGCAGCCAAGGACGAAGAAGAAGAAGAAGAAGAUUUGAGUUCAGCCAGAGAAGCGGCCAUGAAAGCUGUGGCCACCGUGAAGCUAACGGCUACAGAAACCUUGGGCUGCUUCGACCUCUCGAGCCUGGUCGAUGGCAUCGGUGAUCUGGUUCGCGGAAAUCUGUAUUUGGAGUUCGUAAGCACCGAGCUUGAUCAUGAAUCAGAAUUGGAGAAAACAGUAGCAGUAAAUGCUCGCAGGAGGAGCAUGGAUGGGGAAGAAGUAAAGUACGAGGCGUCUUUCACAGUCCCGAGCGAUUUUGGGGAGAUCGGCGGAGUCUUGGUUUUGAAUGAGAAUCAGAAAGAAAUAUUUCUAAAAGAAGUUGUUGUCGAUUCUGGCAAUUCAUCAGACGAAAAUUUCACAGUCAUUACAUGUAAUUCAUGGGUGCAGGCCAAGUCGACUAGCUCUGAGAAGAGGAUCUUCUUCUCUAAUAAGUCCUACUUGCCAUCCAGCACCCCAAGUGGCCUGCAGAGAUUGAGGAUCAAAGAUCUGGAGACAAAGAGAGGAGAUGGCCAUGGAGAACGCAAGUCCAGCGAUAGGAUUUAUGACUACGAUACUUAUAAUGAUCUCGGCGAUCCGGACAACAGCGAAGACCUAACCAGACCAGUUCUUGGAGGAAGCAAACAGUUUCCUUACCCUCGUCGUUGCAGAACCGGUCGUCCACGAUCACGAAAGGACCCCCCUUCAGAGUCAAAAAGCUUAUCCAUAUAUGUGCCAAGGGACGAGGCCUUCUCAGAAAUCAAGUCGUUGACCUUCACCGGGAAGACGUUGACCUCAGUUCUGCACGGAAUCAUUCCUGCAGUUAACUCUGCGUUGAUCGACAUAAAUCUUGGUUUCAAUAACUUCAGAGAAAUUGAUGAAUUAUACGACGAAGGAUUUAAGGUUCCAGAUUACCUUCACGGGGCAAAAGCCACGCUGCAGAAGCUCUGCAACAAUAUAAGAGACGGUGCUGAUGACGUCCUGCAGUUUGAGGUUCCAUUGCUGAUUAAGAAGGAUAAAUUCUCAUGGCUUAGAGAUGAAGAAUUCGCAAGGCAAACACUGGCAGGCGUCAACCCUUAUGCAAUUGAGCUUGUUAAGAAACUCCCUCUAAUUAGCAAGCUUGAUCCCAGCAUUUAUGGUCCGCCUGAAUCAGCCAUCACCGACGAAAUAAUCGAAGGAGAACUCAAUGGGGAGAUGUCUGCAACAGAGGCAGUGCAGAGAAAGAGACUGUUCAUGUUAGACUACCAUGACCUUUUUCUCCCUUAUGUUCACAAAGUUAGGGAAUUGGAUGGCACCACCCUGUAUGGUUCUCGUACCCUCUUCUUCCUCAAGAGCAACAACACUCUGACGCCCAUCGCCAUCGAGCUCACUCGGCCUCCUUGUCCUCAGAAUCCCCCAUGGAAGCAAGUGUUCACUCCAAGCUCAGAUUCCACACAGAAUUGGCUUUGGAGAUUCGCUAAGGCUCAUGUUUGUGCUCAUGACUCGGGCUACCACGAGCUUAUUUCACACUGGUUGAGGACACAUUGCGCUGUUGAACCAUACAUUAUUGCCGCGAACAGACAACUGAGCACUAUGCAUCCAGUGUAUAGGCUUCUGCAUCCUCAUUUUCGAUAUACGAUGAAUAUCAACGCGCUUGCACGCAAGUAUCUUAUAUCUGCUGGUGGCAUCAUCGAAGCAUCGUUCUCGCCACUGAAGUACUCGAUGGAGCUUAGCUCCGUUGCCUACGAUCAACUGUGGCGCUUUGAUAAGGAGGGGCUCCCUGCAGAUCUGAUCAGAAGAGGAAUGGCAGAGGAAGAACCCGAAGCAGAGUACGGUCUAAGGUUAGCCAUCUCCGACUACCCUUUCGCCAACGAUGGCCUACUCAUCUGGUCAGCAAUCUCCGACUGGGUCUCAGCCUACGUCUCCCACUACUACCCAGAACCCUCCACCAUCGUCGAUGACCGCGAACUCCAAUCUUUCUGGACCGAGGUCCGCACCCACGGUCACGCCGACAAGCAGGACGAGCCCUGGUGGCCGAGCCUCACCACCCACACCAUCCUCUCCGGGGUUCUGACCACCAUCAUCUGGGUAGCCUCCGCACACCACGCUGCCGUCAAUUUCGGCCAGUAUGACUACGGUGGUUACUUCCCCAAUCGCCCCACCAUUGCUCGAACCCCAAUGCCGACCGAAGUGGAUAAUUCAGACGGCUGCGUAGGGUUCAAGAAGUUUGUGGAGGAGCCGGAGGAAACGCUGAUGGAAUGCUUCCCGUCGCAAAUCCAGGCGACGAUAGUGAUGGCGGUGUUGGAUCUGUUGUCGAGCCAUUCGCCGGACGAGGAGUAUUUGGGGGCGGCGGCGGAGGAGGCGUGGGAGGAGGAGGAGGCGGUGAGGGCGGCUUUUGAUAGGUUUAGCGGGAGGUUGAAGGAGAUUGAGGGGAUUAUUGAUGGGAGGAAUGGGGAUGUUGGGCUGAGGAAUCGGAAGGGGGCGGGCGUGUUAGCUUAUGAGAUCAUGAAGCCGUUCUCGGCGGCGGGGGUCACCGGACGGGGGAUUCCUAAUAGUACUUCUAUAUGAGAUUUGGGAAAAAUUAUUCCAAUUUAUUUUUUUUAAGAAAAAUAAAAGCCGAGCCACUGAAAUACAACGACGGUGAUAGAUUGGACAGUGUAUGCAUCCAUAUGGAAUAAUUUUUCGUGAAUUCAAGGGCGAGAAAUGUAAAAUUUUGUUGUGGAU